AUGUUUACAGGCCUUGUCGAAACAAUCGGGAGUAAGACCUCAUCUCUUUUGACAUUGAUUGCACCAACAACUAACGCGUUCGAACUAGCCGUCACGGCCCUGGAGCCCCUCGAUACCACGACAAGUGGGGGCGGGGGAACAUCACUCACGAUCUCCGACUGCGAGGAGAUCCUCACAGACGCGCAUUUGGGCGAUAGCAUUGCUGUGAAUGGAACAUGUCUGACGGUGACCGCGUUCGACAAGACGUGGUUCAAGGUCGGCUGUGCGCCGGAGACACUGCGGCGCACGAAUCUGGGCUCAUUGCAGAAGGGUUCUUACGUGAACCUCGAGCGCGCCGUUUCCGCCGAUACCCGGAUGGGAGGACACUUUGUGCAGGGCCACGUUGAUACCGUUGCGGAGAUUUUGUCCGUCACGCCUGAUGGGAACUCGUUAGUCUUCCGGCUGCAGCCGAGGGAUAGGAGCAUCCUGCGCUAUGUUGUGGAGAAGGGAUAUGUUACCCUUGAUGGUGCCAGUUUGACCGUUACCAAGGUUGUUGAUGGGGAGGAUGGGUAUUGGGAGGUUAUGCUUAUUGCCUAUACGCAGGAGAAGGUGGUUACUGCGUCUAAGAAGGCUGGGGAGCUUGUGAACGUUGAGAUUGAUAUUGUGGGCAAGUAUGUCGAGAAGAGUGUGCAGGGAUACUUUGCUGGUGCUGGGGGUGGUGAUUUCGCUAUUCUGGAAAAGAUGGUGAAUCGCAUUGUUGAUGAGAAGCUCAAGAAGUAG
Messenger RNA from Penicillium soppii, 759 nucleotides. RefSeq names its product riboflavin synthase. Gene Ontology annotation, molecular function: riboflavin synthase activity. NCBI's taxonomy places the organism in Eukaryota, Fungi, Ascomycota, Eurotiomycetes, Eurotiales, Aspergillaceae. Bases 1 to 759 code for a protein of 252 amino acids. The transcript has 2 exons. The record is from RefSeq and is a predicted model, not a curated record. Gene Ontology annotation, biological process: riboflavin biosynthetic process.